This is a messenger RNA of Cyprinodon tularosa, 1581 nucleotides long. RefSeq names its product gsk3b interacting protein (gene gskip). Lineage: Eukaryota; Metazoa; Chordata; Actinopteri; Cyprinodontiformes; Cyprinodontidae. Gene Ontology annotation, biological process: regulation of canonical Wnt signaling pathway. The coding region runs from base 1 to 402 and encodes 133 amino acids. Gene Ontology annotation, cellular component: cytoplasm. The record is from RefSeq and is a predicted model, not a curated record. The transcript is spliced from 2 exons. Gene Ontology annotation, molecular function: kinase regulator activity; protein kinase A binding.
AUGGAGAUAGAUUGUCCCCCAGAGGAGUCCAUAACAUCUACAUUCGAUGAGGACUCGGUUGAACUGGGAGACGUCAAGGAUAUGAGACUGGAGGCAGACGCCAUCGUUAAUGACGUUCUCUUUGCUGUAAACGAAAUGCACGUCUCCCAAAGUCUCACCAGAGCAUUAGACAUGGCCUACAUCAAUGUGGAGACGAGAGAGGGCAACCGUUAUUGUCUGGAGCUUACCGAAGCCGGACUCAGGGUGGUGGGCUAUGCUUUCGAUGAGGUGAAUGAGGAGCUAAACACCCAGUACCACGAGACGGUUUACUCUCUUCUGGACAACCUCAGUCCAGGAUACAGGGAAGCGUUUGGGAACGCUCUACUGCAGCGGCUGGAAAGGUUAAAGCAAAACGGACAGUAAAAAAGGGACAAACAGCAUGUUGGUCACUUUACUGUGGCCUGUCUCACAUGAUGCCCAAUAACCUAGUUGCCACUACUAAUAAAGGCUGCAGAGCCAAUCAACCUAAUUUUAUUCUCUAAAUUUCAUAACAUUGAAGGACUUCAUGUUAGAUUUAGCCGCUGCUUCAGGCUGGCUGUUUGGGAUCUGUUGCAACAGUGUGCUGUUUACUUUACUGUGAAAAUAUCUUAUUUCUUCCAUGUGUAUUUAGUGACUAAGUGAAAAUGCUGCUCCUUUUAAAACUCAUCAAAACCAAGCAUAGAGAAGCAGUUUCAUUUGAUCUUGUUCCCCUAUUGAAGCUGACCUGAUACCUGCUCAGAUCUUGCUUAACCAGUUUGUUUUCACCCCAGAUCUCCAGUAAGCAGUUAUUUAGAAACAAUCUGCCUUAACAAGUGAGUUUUUUAACGAAAACUACUAAGGUUCAUUGAUAUUUAGUAAGAGAAGUUUCGGUUUUGAACUCAUUUAGUUUCAUUUGCCAGCAUUUUGUUUAGGCUGGAACUGCUUUUCAGUUCCUAUCAUCUAGUUCACCUAUAGUAGGGCUGAAAAGAUUGAUUGUGAUUAAUCAAUUAUUGAAAUAAUCAUCUAAUUUAGUAAUCGAUUAAUCGUUAACUGGAGACUCUAAAGCUGACUGAGAAACCCUCUUAGAGCUGUUUUGUGUCAAAACUGUAAUAUAUAUAUAUACCGGUAUAUAUAAACAUUUUGCAUUUAAGACAAGAAAAAAAAAACUUUGUCAUCUGUCAAUCUGCUAUAUGCAGAACUUCUCAAGUGGAAAAGUUUUAGUUUCAGCUGUUUUAAUUUCAUUCGAUUUAAAUAGUCAUUAGUUGCAGCCAAAAUCUAGAUAUGUUUGUUUUUUGAACGUUUGCAUCUCAACCUGCAAUUUAAGCUGUACAAAAGCUUUUAUUGUGUUUUUUUCAUUGAAUCAUGUGACUCGUUAUGCCAGAAAUAGCAUUUAUUGGUCUCCAGCUAAGAUUUUAAAGCUGCUUUAAACAUUUUUUUUACUGUAAAUAUAACCUGUGUCAUAACCUAGACAUAAUCCUUUAGUGUUGUAAGACUGAGGAAGAAAAACUGCUCUCUUCCUGCAUUUAUACAUUCCCUCCCUUGUUGUUGCCCUUUGCUAACAAUAAAAUCUCAGAAAUAUGUCAA